AUGAUUCACUCGUUUGAAAAAGGGCUCUCCUCUCUUCUAGUAGCAUGGAUAUUGAUCCAUGCCAUCCUCAGCAGAUCGGCACCCUCACCAUCGCUUCCCUGGCUGCGAUAUGACUUGCACAAGGUCACGAGCCUUGGAGAUAAUGUGACAGUACUUCCCACGGAAACCGCUAUCCUGCCUCAGGAAGAUGUUUUCAGAGCAUCAUAUAACAGAAUCGAAUUCCUAAAAGCGUACUUCAGUCACAUACAAAGUCCACACAUUCAACAGCGGUUCAAGGCGGAGCUCCUGCACCCGAUCGAAGAGUUCCAGGCUCUUGUAACAACUGAAUACACCUUGUUAUUCAAAGACGCGUUUCCUCAUCGGGUCAACGAGGCUGCUGGGCUUCCGGAGCCACAGCGCGCACAAGCACGCGAAGGUGUAAACCGGCUCCUUCGGAAGCUGGACAUGUUGAAUGGGAAUAUCACCGCGUGGGCCUACCAAAAUGCCAAGGUUGACCUCCGGCAGGUAGAUGCUCGCGAGAACAUAUUGACGCAAGGCGAGGCGAUCUGGGCGCGUCGGUUCAGGAGCAUUAAGGAGGAUAUCGACGCUCUGCUGGAGCAAUUCUCAUACUAUGGACAACCUCUCCAGUACGUGGGGAGCCUGUGUCACGGCACUCGAGGACGUCAUAAGGGCAAAUCUGCCAUCAACAUGGACGAUUUCGAUGUCGACCUCUUUGUGGUACAUGCUGAGGAGUGGCGCAGGCACCUGCCAGUGAUACGAGACCGAUUCCCGGAGAAUUUCAGCAAUGGAAAAAUAUACCCAUUAGGAACGCAUAUGCAUGAGUUGCAGAACCUCAGCCACGCGGUAGGCCAUGCAUUGGCUGCGAAUCUUACAGGUAGGGUAGGAAAGUCUUGGAGAUUCAUUGAGAAUACCGAAAUCGUGUUACGCGAAAUAGACGCGUACUAG
Aspergillus fumigatus Af293 is the source of this 945-nucleotide messenger RNA. RefSeq lists its product as uncharacterized. NCBI's taxonomy places the organism in Eukaryota, Fungi, Ascomycota, Eurotiomycetes, Eurotiales, Aspergillaceae. The transcript has a single exon. Bases 1 to 945 code for a protein of 314 amino acids. The record is from RefSeq and is a predicted model, not a curated record.